CUGAUAUGAAACACUAUAGAGAUUCUGUUAGUCCUCAGGUUCGACAAUUCAUUAAACAGUUCCAUUCUUGUCAGAAAGAAUAGAAGCAAGAUAAAUAAACGAGUACAGAGGAAAGCAACUCAUCAUUAAUCGAUGAAGGAUAGGAUGAUAUAAAUAAAAAGGAAGUGUUCCUGAGAUUGCCAAAUGAAGAAGUGCAGGAGAAUAGAUAACCUUAUUUAAAAAUAUCAAAGACUCCCACUGUUUGCUCAAAUAGCAAUUCUCUUUCUAGCAUUGAUCAAGAUAGAUAUGUUGAUUUCAUAGUCUAGAAAGUAGUGGAAGAAAUGGAAAGGAGGAACUAGAGUAAACGAUAACCCAUGUUGAGCAUUUAAUAAAAUACAGUUCAAGUCAAGAUAGCUCCGAAAAGUGAGUAGGACUAUUUUGAUGAUGAUUCAUUCAUUCGUCACAUGUAAUGAUUAAGUGUAUUGAUUAGACAACAAACCCUAUUGAAUCCUCAUCAUACACCAAGGAAAGUUCAUAAUUUUGAGAGCUUCGAUUAGCGAUAGAAACAAUUCUAAAUUUAGCGAGAACAGAAAUUGCAGAAACAAAGAGAGGCACAAUAAUUGACUAAGUUAGUGGAUGAAUUCAAGUGCUACUUAAUACGAACAAGAAAGAGUGGAGGAUUUUGA
This is a messenger RNA of Paramecium octaurelia, 665 nucleotides long. The record is from the annotation of a GenBank genome assembly. Lineage: Eukaryota; Ciliophora; Oligohymenophorea; Peniculida; Parameciidae.